This is a messenger RNA of Ictidomys tridecemlineatus (thirteen-lined ground squirrel), 6210 nucleotides long. NCBI's taxonomy places the organism in Eukaryota, Metazoa, Chordata, Mammalia, Rodentia, Sciuridae. The record is from RefSeq and is a predicted model, not a curated record.
GGCACCACAGCCUCCGGGAGGGGUCCGGGAAGGAGAGGUCACCCCCGAGGAGGGAGGGCCAGCGAGCGGCCACCGCCGCACAGUUCCCUGGCCCUGCCCCUCGAAGCAAAUCCUAGGUUUGCAUGGCCUUGCCAGAGUCCCCUCAUUUCUACCCUCUUGCAUUCUUUUCCAGCAGCUCCAUACUGAGCUCCAGGAGUCCUCCCUACAGACCUCCAAUCCCAGAGGACCUCCUGUGUCCUGUUCAGGGCCCAGGAUUGGGAAGGGGCUGUCAGUAGAGGAAGGGGAGACACGCGGUGGGGGCAUGGCAGGGGAAGUCUGAGCCUUAGAGAGAGGCUGAGGGUGAGAGCAGGGGACACCUCUCCCUGGGACUCUGAUCCAGGGACAUCUCUGGGCUUUCAAUGCCCCUCCGACGAGACACAGGUUCAUAUUCUAACAGACCAGAUACACUGGCUGACCUGGAGCCACACAUUCAGCCAGGGGAGGAAACUGGCAAGAGAUGGCAGCAACUGUCACUGGGCAGUCCAGAAAUCUCUACUAACUGGAGCAACAUCUCCUCCCCUCCACCACAGAUCUGCACUCCUGUCCCAUUCACACUGGUGUACACCACCCCUACACUACCUGCUACUGAUUCCUGACACUUCACAUUCCUGCCCACAAUCCCACCUGCUGGUUCACACCCUGGCUCCUGCUGCUCUCUGGCCCCUCCCAAACCCUCCUGCACCCUCUUGAUAACAACACCUUUUCCAGCUCACCCACACACUUGCCCUGGACUAUUUACUUCACUUCUUCCCCCUCUGGUUUCAGCUGGCUUCUCAGCCCCCCCCACACACACACUUCACUCUGACUCUCCCUGAGUACACCCAGGGCCCUCUUGUGGCAGUCAGGUACCCUCUCCCUCCAACCAAAGCCCAGUUCCUGACUUGGUGCCUUACUUCAAAAGGCAGCAGCCUGCCCGCCCUAUUUCUUUCCCUGGACCUUGGCUUUUUCUGUCAUUUGGACUGGAAGAGAAGGACACGAGGGGAUGUUGGAGAGGACAGCAGAGAUGGAGCCCCAUGUUCCAGCCGGGAGGACCUUUAGCAUGCACAGUGCCACAUCCUUGUGCAAGCCUAUGGUCACCAGAUGGGUUCAUGGCAAAGCUAGGUCUCCUGAGUUCCAGACCCCUGUGUCCUCACUCACCCUGCCACUUCCCAGCAGCCCAGGAGAAAGGGAACCAGGGAGAGGGCAGCCAGCUCAGAAGACGGAGAAAGCUAGGUUUCUGUGGGCUUUGCCCUGUGCAGGCAGGUCAGGAGGCAGCCUCCAGGGCAGUCUCCUAGUCCUGUGCAUGGAUCUCACGCCACUGUGUACACACUACCUCCUAGGCUACUCUACCCCUUCCCCCGCCCCCAUUUCCCAAAACAGACCCCCCCCCCAAGGUCACUCAGGGCCUUUCCUCAUGUAGAGUUCUGGAACUCUCCAAAGCUCCAAAGCCUCCCAACAUCAACGUUUAGAGCUUACAGCUCUUAUUCACCAGUUCCUGGUGCAGUCUCCACCCAACCACCCUGGACAUCCCUGCCACUAAAUACUGUUAGCCUGGGGCAUAGGCCAGGGAGCGAGGGACAGCUGGCUAAAGACAAGUACACUGCGGUGUGCCUGUGCAGUGUGUCGGGAUGGCCCUGCGCUUGCGUGGGCUGACAGUGUGUGUGUUCAUGAGGGGGGCCUCGUUCCCAGGGCCCAGGGAUCUGGAUGGAAUUAGGGGCUGGCCCCGGAGGGGGCCAGGAUGGGGGGGCUGCAGCAGGAAACGUGAGCUGCACUCAUUAGCUCCUCACGUGCUCAGCCGGAUUUAUAAACACAAGGAGAAGACGGGAUGUAAACAAUCAGUGGGCAGCAGCCAGAGGCAGAGCAGAGGCCGGCAGUGGGGGUAGGACUGGGGGAGGGGGCCAAGAUAUGGCCCCAUGGUGGGGUUCACCUGUACACUCUGAGCCAGAGAGGAGGGUAGGUGGGGGCUCCUGAGACUCAUUGGAUGCUGCCACCCAGGAACACAGGGGAGCUGGAGCUGCUCUGAGCUCCAGUAUUCACAACGAACUCAGGUAUUCUCUGCGUCAGGCAACUUUCUGCUUUGCUGCCUGAGAUAUGGGCACAUCUUGCCCAGUGUGCAAGGUGUCACAGUAGGAGGCAGAACCCUGAACUUCACCUGCCUUUCUCCUCUCCAGGCCUCCUGAUUCCUGAGACUCCUUCCUUCUUUUCUACUUCUCUCUGGCCUGGUCAGUCAGCUCCUUCUGUUCUCCCCUGUCCCCCCCAGCCCCCAGCCUGCAGUGACAGAGUUACCUCAGAACUGAAAUAUUCCUGGAAACACCGGCCCUGUCUGUUUAAUUUCAUGAGCCGUUUUUCUGCCCAGAUGACUUAGCUCUUGUUUAUCCAAAGGCUUUUCCCCCUGCUGUCCUUGUAUAGGGAGCUGGUCCCCCCAGGGAUGUCCCCCAAGGCCCAAGAAGGGAGGAAGAAACAGGCCCAGGGCUUCUGACCACACUUCUCUGCCACCGGGACAGCCCAGUCCCAGAACUCUGGCCGUUGAGGCAAUUCCUGCAUCAGUGGAACUUUGGCAUUGCCACUAACUUCAAGCAAGGCCAGAUUCGUCAUCCUGAAAGCUAUCUCAAGACGGAAGGGCCACUGUCCCUCUCAGCAGGUCUUCAAUCUCCAAAAUCUCCAAAACUAACCCAUAGGGUUCUGGAAGGGACUCAGCCAGAGAUCUGGGCUGAGGACUGCUCAGGGAUUUGUGCAGAGAAGGGCCUGGAGUCUUCUUGAGAUAUGAAGAUGAAAGACUAGGAAGGAAUCAGGCCAGACAAGAGCUAAAUGGAAAGAAGGACUGAGGAAGGUGCAUUCAAGCUACAGGUAGGAGAGGAAAGUGGAGUUGGUGCCCUACCCUGCUCUCUGUCCUAAAAUACAGUGGGCACAUGCACAGGUACCCUCACACCAGGAGUCCUUCACUCAAAAGAGCAGUCCCUGUGGAUAGGAGGCACCCCUACUCCGAGGACCCAUCAGUAAAGCCAGCCAUUCAAGCAUAUGAUAGAGUCCAUACUGACUGACUGGGCCACUGCAAAGUCCCCACCUGUCCCCCGUACUCUCUGAGACACUUUAUAACAUCCUUGAUAGUAACCCCCUCUAAGGGCUAAAAGACCCAGUUAUUAUGACUAACUAAUGUCUAAACCUAAUCUAGUCUUCAUUCUUUCCUAACUCCAAACCCUAUCCUGACUGCAGUCAAAUUGUUAAACCUAUCCAACUUAUUUCUAUCAAAGAAACAUAUCAUUAUAGAAAAAAUUGGAAGUAUAAAAUAUAAACUAGAGAAAAGAAACAACUUGACCUCAUACCUAUCCAAGCUUAAAACCCAAACGAGACCUACCCUUUGUGACAUGCCAAGUGUUGCCCCAUCCGACAUCUAAAUCAACAAAUUCAUAAACCUUAGCCCCAGCUAACCGUCUGCCUGCCCAAACCUAACCACAUCCCACUGCUGGACUCAAACCUCAACCACACUCAAUCAACCAAAUCCCAAGUCUAAACUAAUCUGAAGCAUUAAAAGUAACCUAGUCUUGGGGCUGGGGAUGUGGCUCAAGCGGUAGCGCGCUCGCCUGGCAUGUGUGCGGCCCGGGUUCGAUCCUUAGCACCACAUACCAACAAAGAUGUUGUGUCUGCUGAGAACUAAAAAAAAAAUAAAUAUUAAAAUUCUCUCUCACUCUCUCUCUCUCUUUAAAAAAAUAAAUAAAUAAAUAAAAGUAACCUAGUCUUUAAACCUACUCCAGCCCAAACCGAUUAUAUCCCCCCCCCCCCCCGCAUCCUAGCUCAGAUGCACACUGAGUUCUGAGCUUGGACCUCACCUAAGAGCCUGGAAAAUCAAGUUUUCCCCAAAGCCACCAGCCCUCUUCACAGUACAGACCCCAGGCCUCUGGACUGGCAUUCUAAACUUCUAGCAUCUUUAGCUGACAACCCCACUCAUCAAAUACAUACCUCUCCCCUUUGUGUUCCACCUCCAACACCCUAGACAAGAAUGGGCAGACCCCAACACUGCCACUUGUCCUAAAGGGGAUGGAUGCUAAAUCUCCCUCAAUUUCACUUCAUCCUAGCACCCACCACCCAGGAACCAUAUCCUAAUACACCCACCACUGACUGCAUUAAGUCAGCCUUGUGUCCUUCAGCCUGACCAUGGUGGUGUCACCCUACCUCUACCUACUCACUCUUCUAGCAGGCCUGGCUGACGAUGGCUUGCAGUGCUGACAUGUGCCAUUUGCCACUCCUCAGUUCCCUUCAAGCUGCAAGGGGACCAGGGGACUUGGAGAGGAGGAUAAGGUUCAACUGCAACCCUAGCACACUGGCCUGGAGUCCCUAAGCUUGGCCCAGUCCACGACGCACAUACACACACGUUGGCAUGCACACGGUCACACACUGCCUAAGACUUCCUCGGCUGAUACAGAUAUACUCUCAAGUAUCUACUGAUAGAUGUACGAAUGCCAUGUACUUGUCCUCACAUACACGUCCCUUGCCCAUCCUUCAUCCCAUCUGGUGUCUCACCUUCACCCCUGCUCCCAGCCUAGGGUGGGGAUAGAGACCUGAGGGACUGCCAGCUGCCUCCACACUUGGGCUUGGCCCACCCUCAUGCUUCUUGCCCAUCCUGUCCACAGGGGACUCGUGGGGGAUGUUAGCUUGCCUGUGCACGGUGCUCUGGCACCUCCCUGCAGUGCCAGCUCUCAAUCGCACAGGAGACCCAGGGCCCGGCCCCUCCAUCCAGAAAACUUAUGACCUCACCCGCUAUCUGGAGCACCAACUCCGCAGCUUGGCUGGGACCUACCUGAACUACCUGGGGCCCCCCUUCAACGAGCCUGACUUCAACCCACCUCGGCUGGGGGCAGAGACUCUGCCUAGGGCCACUGUCAACUUGGAAGUGUGGCGAAGCCUCAAUGACAAAUUGCGGUUGACCCAGAACUACGAGGCCUACAGCCACCUCCUGUGUUACUUGCGUGGCCUGAACCGUCAGGCUGCCACAGCAGAGCUGCGCCGCAGCCUGGCCCACUUCUGUACCAGCCUCCAGGGCCUGCUGGGCAGCAUCGCAGGCGUCAUGGCCUCUCUGGGCUACCCACUGCCCCAGCCUCUGCCGGGGACUGAGCCCACCUGGGCCCCUGGCCCUGCCCACAGCGACUUCCUCCAGAAGAUGGACGACUUCUGGCUGCUGAAGGAGCUGCAGACCUGGCUGUGGCGCUCAGCCAAGGACUUCAACCGGCUUAAGAAGAAGAUGCAGCCUCCGGCAGCUGCAGUCACCCUGCACCUGGAGGCCCAUGGCUUCUGAUCUCUGACCCUUAUCACCUCCUCUUUUCCCCUCUGCCCCUUCAAGCUCUGCUCCCACUCUGGGUAAGAGAAACCUGUAUGCCAACACUUGUUGAGCCAGGAGACAGAUGGUGGGAUCUCUGGUCCUCCAGGCCUUGAGUGGGGGUGUGGUACGUCCUGUCCCCUGCCCAGCUCCGCGAGUCCUAUGGGUCUGGAGAAGAAAUGUGUCAGGGGCCAUCCUGUUUCCAUGGAGGUUAUGUUCAAGGGAGCUGAAUGGCUCAAGUGAGGGCAAAGGCUCUCACCACCUAUUGCUUGCUGCCAUCACCUGCCAGUGCCCUCCAGCCCCUCAUUUGAAGGCAGGAGUAGGGGCCACUGUAACAUGUGCCUUUCUGGAGUGAAGCCUCUUGGCUGGUGUCGCUCUCCCACCCCAUAACUCCACAUUCAGUUCAGGAAACAGAAAGGUGACACGUCUAAACAAGAAGAGAUGGAAUGAAAAAUGGAAGGGGUGGGGUCUGCACUGGAGGUGGCCUAAAAACCAGAAGAGGUAAUACCGAAAGGGGGGUAGUCAUCCAGGUAAUCAGUGGCAUAGGGUGGCAAACGAAGCUGCGCUGAACGUCAGGACCUCGCCUCGAGUUUCCCUGCUGGCAUCACGUUGCCUCCUCUCUGCCCUUUCCCAGGGUGUCUGUGGUUGCCCAGGCUGGGAGGGCGGCCAUGGCCACAGCCACAGGGUUUCCUGAAAGUUUACAUUGCAGUAGCAUUGCAGGGAAUGGGGACAGCUCCCCAGGCCCUGCCCCCCAGCCCUACCCACUCAUGACUCUAAGUUUGUGGUAUUAAUAUUUAUUUAUUUGGAGAUGUUAUUUAUUAGAUUAUAUUUAUUGCAGAAUUUCUAUUCUUGUAUUAACAAAUAAAAUGCUUGCCCCAGAA